Molecule: messenger RNA, 1770 nt
Organism: Insectozyma verbasci
Lineage: Eukaryota; Fungi; Ascomycota; Pichiomycetes; Serinales; Debaryomycetaceae
Source: the annotation of a GenBank genome assembly
AUGAGUAACUUUUCAUCCACUUGGAGACAAUCAAGAGCUUGUGCAAGGUGUAGAAGAUUAAAAGUUAAAUGUUCAUUUGAAAAUCCCGAUCAUAAUUCAUGUCUUCGAUGUUUUAAUAGUAAUUUAAAUUGUUCAUUUGAUGAAGAUCCAACAGCAAAAUACGCAAGAAAGAAACCAAGAAGAACAAAACCAAACCCAAAAGGUGAACUCCAAAUAUUAUCAGAGAAACUCCUUAAACUAGCUGAAUCAACAUUAACAGAAGAGGACGAAAUUCAAACUAUUAACAAUUUAAAAGAAGUGUUGUAUAAAUUAGAACCACCAGUUCAACCAACUACAUAUCCGAACAUACCCUUCGAUAAAAACUUACUUAAACAGUUAAUUUACAAUUAUAAUUUCCUUUCAUUAUCGGAAGCAAAGCAUAGAUUCAAUGUAUUCAUUAAUGAAAUAUAUCCGUAUUAUCCAUUUAUAAUCCUAUCUGAAAAUCUCAAAUCAUUCAAUACAUUAUUUGACAAGUUUCCAUUAUUACUUAUUUCAAUCAUAUUGAUCACUGCUAUAAAUAAUCAAACAUCAACGAAUAAUCAUAAUUUAUACAACGUACUCAACCACUAUUUAUAUUCCUUUUUAGCUCAUCAUGUAUAUGUAAAAUGUUCAGAUUUUGAUAUUGAGUUGGUGUAUGUUUGUUUGAUGUUGAGUUUAUGGUGUUUACCCCCAAUUAAAAGAGGCCAAUAUAGAAAUCAAAUGAAUAGUCUUACUGGGUUAUCAAUUGCAUUAUGUAUUGGAUUAAACGAUAUGAGAAAAUUAACUGACGAUUUAGGAGAUAAUUCUGAGUCAAGGAAUCGUCUUCGUGCUUUUUUUAGUGUUUAUUCUUGUUCUGGAGGUUUAGAAUUAUCGUUGAGAAGGUUUAAAGUUGUAUCAUGGAGCAAAUCUCAUGAAAUUGCCUUAAAUAAAUUACUGGUGUUUCAAGAGGAUAGGUUUAUUUGCCUGUUGUCUAGAGUGGUGAAGAUCGGUCAAGAGACAUUAACUUUCCUAGAACAAUACAAAGGAGACAUCAAUCUUAAUUCAUUAACUUAUAUGAUGUCAAAUUAUGAAUCUGAAUUAUGUAAAAUUCUAUAUCAAAUGAAAUCAGAUAAAGAAGGAAUCAUAUUCAAAAUCCAUUAUGAUCAUACACUAGUAAUCAUCUAUGAAAACCUCAUCAGUCUUUAUCUCAACAAUUUAGAAAUCAGAAACGAUGAGAUAAUUUAUAAUUCAAACGAUAGAACCCUAAUUCUUCAAACAAUAAUUAAAUUAAUGACGAGCUGUGAGAAUCUAGUAGAUGAAUUCGUCAAACUCACUGAACUAAUGAAACUGUAUUUCCCAUCAAUGCUAUAUUACAAACCACUCCAUGGUCUAAUCCUAUUAGUCCGACUUAGACUAAUGUUAAAAUCUCAGAAUUUUAAAGAUCUUACUUGUGAUUUAGGUUAUCAUUUCGAUAAGAUCAAAAAGGUAGUUGAUGAAAAUAUUUUAAAUAGUGUAGUAUGUCAACAGAUGAUGAUACUAAUUAAUAAAAUUGAAAAAUGGAUUAAAUUUCUGGAUACAUAUGAUACUGAUAAUAAUAAAGAGGCAAUAAAGUUGAUAUUAAUGAAUAAAGAUCAAGAAAUUGAGAAUUUGGAUGUUCCUGAAGAUGAUAAUGAUGGAAUGGGAUUGACGUUGGAAAAGAUUUUUCAGGAGAUUGAUCUGGAUAUUCUUGCUUAUUUGAAUCCGUUGGAACUGAAUAUUGAUUUUGGGUUGUAG